GUAUUCGUUGUAUACACCCACAAUCGUAUAUAUAGUCGGUAGACCACGUUCAAUAAUCAUCAUUCAAUCGAGCAUUGUCCAGCCGUCUACAUUCAAAAUGAUGAAAAUCGCAACAGCUCUUGCUAUAUUGGUGGCCGUAGCACUUGUCAGUGCUGACGCGUCCAAAGAUGACAAGAAAACGGCCAAAAAAGAAAAAAGAUUCGCUAGUAACUUUGAAUACGGACUGUCUGGUCUGGGCUCUGGUCUGGGCUACAGUUCCGGUCUAGGCUACGGCUCCGGUCUGGGAUACGGCUCCGGUCUGGGAUACGGCUCCGGUCUGGGAUACGGCUCCGGUUUAGGCUACAGCUCUGGUUUGAAAUACGGUUCCGGUUUCGGCUACGGCUCCGGUUUAGGAUAUAGCUCUGGUUUAGGAUACAGCUCCGGUCUGGGAUACGGUUCUGGCUUGGGCUACAGCUCAGCCUUGAAAUAUGGUUCUGGUCUAGGACUAUCAUCCGGCUUAGGAUACUCCAGUGAUGCUAUCGUCACCUCUGCCGCAGCCCCAGCUCCGACUACCGGCCCCCUCGUACCGAUCUCCAAGGAAGUGCACAUCAUCAAUCGUCAUGCCCAACCAGUGUCCGCCCCGUAUCCAGUGCCAGUUCAACACGACGUGCCCGUCGCCGUACCACACCCCGUACCCUACGCAGUCGACAGCCCUUACCCAGUCAAAGUACCUGCCCCAUAUCCAGUGCCGGUUGAAAGACCAGUCCCAUACGCAGUCGAUAGGCCAGUCCCUCAUCCAGUAGCUUCACCAUAUCCAGUUCCAGUAGUCCAUGACGUUCCCGUACCUGUGUCCAAACCAUACGCUGUUCCAGUAGUCAAACAAGUUCCAGUGCCGGUAGCCAGCCCAGUCGUCGUACACCAACCUACUCCACUGAUCGCAUCCAGCUACAGCUCUGGACUUGAAACGUCUGCCAUCGGUGCCAGUUACGGUUCUGGUUACGGUUACGGUUCCAGUUACGGAUUAUCAUCCUACGGAUCUGGAAGCCACUACAGUGGAUCAUUGGGAUACAGCAGUGGAGAUCUUUCUCUACACGGUCAUGGACACAGUUUCGACUACAAAAAGUAGAGCUCUCAAACGUAACUCCAACUCAGCCAACAAUGAAUCUACUAAACUUUUAUUUUAUACCAUGUAUAUUUUUAUAGACAAUUUUUCUUUUUAUAAUUGAAAUAUUGU
This is a messenger RNA of Melanaphis sacchari, 1213 nucleotides long. RefSeq names its product tetra-peptide repeat homeobox protein 1-like. The transcript is spliced from 2 exons. The record is from RefSeq and is a predicted model, not a curated record. Lineage: Eukaryota; Metazoa; Arthropoda; Insecta; Hemiptera; Aphididae. The coding region runs from base 98 to 1105 and encodes 335 amino acids.